GAGAGUGUGUGUGGGUCUGUGUGUGAGUUGACUUUACACCUGCUCGGCUGCCUCUGCUUGGACCAUGGAGUUUAGAUGUCUCCUCUUUGUUCUUAUUUCUUCUUCGGUGGUGCUCAUCACUCAAUCUGACACGACCACUAAAGACCCUGACUGGAGUGAUGUCGUCGUGACAAUGGUUGGCAGGGCAGUCACCUUACCCUGUGUUGAUUGGCCUCUCACUGGUUCUGUGAACAUUAAUUGGAAGAUGAAGUCUCCCGGCGUAGACCAUUGGAAACUGGUCCUCUCGGCCAAUGAGAGGCAGCAGUUCUCGGGCGCAGCCUCAAAGGCUUCCAUGCGAUUGGUUGACUCACACUUUCAGGAAACUGGGGACUUCUCUCUGCUGUUCAUCCCCAAAAUGGAGGACAAGGGUCGCUACUCCUGUCUGAUUAAACAGCAAGAGAAGAAACUGAGAGAGAAGAUCAUACUAUUAGCCGUCCUCACAGUCUCUAUGUUUCCUUCAGCCACUCUCCCUCAACACAGCACACUGCGUCUGAUGGCAGAAGUGUCCCCCGCCUCCGCCAUUUCCGAGGUAACCUGGCUGUCGCCCGGCGGGACGCCCCUACGAUUGUCAAGGAGGUCAGGGGGGGUGGUCGCCAAGCUUCCCCAGAUACGCCUCACUGACCAGGGGGUAUACAUCUGCCAGGUGUACCCGAGGGGUAACAGCAGCACCGCUCUGUUCCCCUUCACUGUGGACGUCCUCGUGGAUGGUAUGAAUGUGGCCUCGUUCACCAAUAUAAGCCAUAGUCCUCAGAUCUCUAUGGCCAGUCUCACCCAGACCCCUCUCACCCUUGCCUGCCCUCCGAUGCGGGGAGACUAUGUCCUGCUCUACUGGCAGCCCCCAGACAGCAGAAAGCCCAACGCCACAACCCUGGUCUACGGGUACGACCGCUGGAGGGACCGCACAGAGCAAAGCAAGACUCAUGCCCACCUGAGCCUGGAUGGGCCAUUGUCUACCCCAAAAGAGGGUUUCUUCUCCUUCCUGCUGAGCCCAGGGCUGAACGACGGAGGCCUGUACAUGUGUGAGGUGUUCCUCAAUGACAACGUGUUCAGCCAGAGGACCCUGCUUAGCAUUCUUCAAGUGAAAGCCAGACAUUCUCCAUCAGUCCUGGUUCUGACGUGUCAGUAUACAGAGCGCUCCCAGGUGAAGCGGGUGGUGUGGAGCCACCAGAACCAGAGUCGCACGCUGAAGUGGAGCUCCUCUGGCCCGGGUCGCCUCAGCACCGAGGUCCCCCUGUCCCCCACCCAGGACACGGCUGGGAACUACACCUGCACCAUGCAGCUGAGGAACGGACAGGCGGUCAAGGCUGUUUACACCGUCAUACUGCCCCCUAAAGAGAACACAGCGAGCACUGCUUCUAUCUCUCCUCCUCACCCAGAGAACAACAGUGCCUCCCUCCUUCCCUCCUUCCUCUCUGCUUUAUUACUCCUGGUGCCCCUGGUUGCCGCGGUUGCCGGAGUGUUGCUAUGGAGACAGAAAGACAUUUCUCGCCGCGGUAUUGAACAGUCUCUCUCCCACUACUCUGGGGAAGUGGAGAAUAUCUAUGAGAAUCCUGAGGAUGUCAGACAGACUUCUCCCCAGGGUUCAGUGUACAUGGACCUGAAGCCCAGAGGGGAGGAUGAUGUCUAUAAGGAAUUGGAGGGAUACGAAUCUUGAAGCCUUUGGAGACCUCCACAUCACAGGAUUUAUCAGCAACAGCUUGAAGCAAGAUUAUCUCACCUCUGUUCAGUAUAUGGACAUCUAUACUGCCUUCAAAAAGUAUUCACACCCCUUGACUUUUUCCACAUUUUGUUGUGUUACAGCCUGAA
Coregonus clupeaformis (lake whitefish) is the source of this 1845-nucleotide messenger RNA. RefSeq lists its product as uncharacterized. Bases 65 to 1693 code for a protein of 542 amino acids. Gene Ontology annotation, cellular component: membrane raft; external side of plasma membrane. The record is from RefSeq and is a predicted model, not a curated record. Lineage: Eukaryota; Metazoa; Chordata; Actinopteri; Salmoniformes; Salmonidae. The transcript has 13 exons. Gene Ontology annotation, molecular function: protein tyrosine kinase binding; MHC class II protein binding. Gene Ontology annotation, biological process: interleukin-15-mediated signaling pathway; T cell activation; positive regulation of ERK1 and ERK2 cascade.